AUGGCUGUUGUCGAUCCGACCUACCCCCUGCUUCCAAUAGCAUACAUCCUGUCCGCCAUAAUGCUCUUCUUCGUGAUGCUGACGAGCACUAUCCGCAAAUCGUGGAACCUCGGUGUCUGCUUCCUGUGCUUCUGGCUCUUCUUCGAGACGCUCACCGCCGCCAUCAACGGCAUAGUGUGGAGGGACAACGGAGACAUCAAACUCUUGGUGUAUUGUGAUAUAGUCACUCGUCUUCAGGAGAUCUCAUUCGUUGUGAAGCCCAUGGCGACGCUGAUCAUCUCGCGUCGGCUUCAUCUCAUAGCCAAUCUGCAGUCUAUUGAGCUUCCCAGUCCAGCGGCGAGGCGUCGCGAUCUGGCCAUAGAAUGGACCCUUGGUCUAAUCGUGCCGUUGAUAGUGGCGGGCCCUCUCUACUACAUAAGCCAGGGUGCCCGCUUUCAAGUGCUGGAAGGAUUCGGCUGCAGCAAUAUCGAGAUUGGCUCCAUCCUCGAGCUCGUGUCCAUCCAGAUAUGGACAAUCGUUCCGCCACUGAUAUCUGUCACCGUGUACUAUCCGAGGGUCGCGCGAAUCUUUUACAAGCAAAGCAAAGAAUUCAACCGAUUCCUACGGACCAACGGCUCCGUAUCACGCACCAACUACCUCCGGAUCCUCAUUCUCGCCAGCAUAGACAUCCUGCUCACCCUUCCCUUCGGCCUCGCCAUCUUCAUCUUGGACAUACAGUCGGACGUGGCGGGAGGAGACGUGCCGUUCUAUCCGGGAUGGAGCGCCGUGCAUGGUGACUGGGCGCCCGUGAGCGUCCCGUAUGCGGAGAUCCAAGCGCGCGGGAAGACGGCGCUUACGUUUUCUUUCUGGACGUCUCCGGUCCUCUCUUUCGUCAUCUUUGGCCUCUUCGGUGUUACGACUGAAGCUCGCGCAUCAUACCGGCGUGUCUUGUACACUGUUCUCGGGUGGUGCGGGUAUAAGUCAGCUCGGCAUGUGGGACCCAACUCGACGCUCGGCACGAUAGAGUUCGGGCCGCGCCCGCAGGAAACAUCGCUUGGAGGCUGCGAUACAAGCUUUCACUCUAGUAUUGGUCUGAGCCAUCAAGCCUCCACGAUUCGUGAUGUAUCGGAGACCCGCACUGCUUCGGGCCAAGAAGACGGGCAGGAAAAGGAUAUCGUCGUCAAACAUCCGGAGGUCCAUGCUAACAUCGACGCCUAG
Molecule: messenger RNA, 1197 nt
Organism: Peniophora sp. CBMAI 1063
Lineage: Eukaryota; Fungi; Basidiomycota; Agaricomycetes; Russulales; Peniophoraceae
Source: the annotation of a GenBank genome assembly